Messenger RNA from Polistes canadensis, 870 nucleotides. Its product is annotated as speckle-type POZ protein A-like. NCBI's taxonomy places the organism in Eukaryota, Metazoa, Arthropoda, Insecta, Hymenoptera, Vespidae. The transcript has 2 exons. Bases 1 to 870 code for a protein of 289 amino acids. Gene Ontology annotation, molecular function: protein binding. The record is from RefSeq and is a predicted model, not a curated record.
AUGGAUGUACCUGCAAUACCAGAACAAACUUCCGUGCAAUUUCGUAAAUGUUCAAAGUGUUUAAACGAUUCUUGUAAAAAUAUACAAGUUUUUCUAAGAUUUUUCGAACCUUUACCAGAAAAUUUAGUUAUAGAUAUAGAAUACAAAAUUAGAGAAAUUGUGCGGACAAUAACAAUAAUAGAAACGUCAAUAAAUAUUAGUCGAGAAUGCGAAAAACAAGAAUUUAUUAUUUGUAAAAAUUGUGAAAUAGAAUUUCACUUGAUAUGUAAAUUAACUUACAAUGUAGUGUUAGAUAAACACGAUUAUGCAACUGCUUUUGAUGAAUCUAACCGUCCAAUAUCAUGGGAAAACAGUUUGAUGAAUUAUUUAAAUGAAGUACUUCGAACUGGCAAAUUCAGUGACAUCACUAUUUAUGUUGAAGGUAAAAAAUUUAACGUACAUUCUCCGAUAUUGUCUCAUUAUCCUUAUCUUAAGUCAUUAAUAAUUAAAGCCAAGAGCGAAAAUCAAAACAGAUUAGUUUUAGAAAAUAUCACGCCAGAUGUAUUUGAAAAAAUAUUAACUUACAUCUAUACAGGAGAUGAAUCUGGUCUAAAUGCAUAUGAACUGAUAAUACCUGCUCAUCAAUUGCACAUUGAUGAUUUGGUAGAGAAUUGUGCUAAGAUAAUACAAAUGGAAAUGAAUGUAAAUAAUGCAAUUGAUACAUAUAUUCUAGCUGAUACAAUUGAAGCGUAUGAGUUAUAUUUAGAUGCUAAAAGAUUUAUAAUAAAGAAUUUUAAUGUAAUUAAGGAAAUGGAGAGCUGUGAAAAUUUAAAAGUAAAUCAUCAAAAGUUAUACAACGAUCUUUUAGAUGAAGUACUCGUAGAUGGAUAG